This is a messenger RNA of Balearica regulorum gibbericeps (East African grey crowned-crane), 1547 nucleotides long. The record is from RefSeq and is a predicted model, not a curated record. Lineage: Eukaryota; Metazoa; Chordata; Aves; Gruiformes; Gruidae.
AUGGGUGCUUGCUUUUCAAAGGUUUUCAAUGGCUGUCCAUUAAAAAUUCAUUGUGCAACAUCAUGGAUAAAUCCAGAUACAAGAGAUCAGUACUUGAUAUUUGGUGCAGAAGAAGGUAUUUACACACUGAACCUCAAUGAACUUCAUGAAACAUCAAUGGAGCAGCUGUUUCCUCGAAGGUGUACAUGGUUAUAUGUCAUGAACAAUUGCUUGUUAUCAAUAUCUGGUAAAGCUUCUCAGCUUUAUUCCCAUAAUCUACCAGGACUCUUUGAUUACGCAAGGCAAAUGCAGAAGUUACCCGUUGCUAUUCCAGCACAUAAACUCCCUGACCGAAUACUUCCCAGGAAGUUUGCAGUGUCUACAAAAAUUCCUGACACUAAGUGGUGUCAAAAGUGUUGUGUUGUGAGGAAUCCCUACACAGGCCACAAGUACCUCUGUGGAGCACUACAGUCUAGCAUAGUUUUGUUAGAAUGGGUUGAACCAAUGCAAAAAUUUAUGUUAAUCAAGCACAUAGAUUUUCCUGUACCUUGUCCGCUGAGAUUGUUUGAAAUGCUGGUAGUCCCUGAGCAGGAAUUCCCUUUAGUUUGUGUCGGUGUCAGUAGAGGAAGAGACUUCAACCAGGUGGUGAAGUUUGAGACACUCAACCCAAAUUCUACCUCUUCGUGGUUUACAGAAACAGACACUACAGAGACAAGUGUUGUACAUGUAACACAGCUGGAAAGAGAUACCAUUUUGGUGUGUUUGGAUUGCUGUAUAAAAAUAGUGAAUCUGCAAGGCAGGUUAAAAUCCAGCCGCAAACUGUCAUCGGAGCUCACGUUUGACUUUCAGAUUGAAUCAAUAGUCUGUCUACAAGACAGUGUGUUAGCAUUCUGGAAACACGGCAUGCAAGGAAGGAGUUUUAGAUCAAAUGAGAUCACACAAGAAAUUUCUGAUAAUACAAGGAUAUUCAGGCUUCUGGGAUCUGACAGGGUCGUGGUGCUGGAGAGUAGGCCGACAGAUAACCCAACAGCCAACAGCAAUUUAUAUAUCCUGGCAGGGCACGAGAACAGUUACUGAGAAAAGCGGACAGUAGGCAGCUCACUGAGACAAGAGAACACUCCUGCUGCAGCAGCAUCUGCGGCUGGCUGAAAUUGCACAAAAAGCUGCAGUAACCCGACUUCAGUUACUUUGUAAUUUAUUGUGGUAUGAGAGGAAGACAAGAAUUGUUUGUGGUAUGGACACAUAAGCAUUAUGAUACCACAGAAGUGCUUGAUUUACUGUUAUGUAAUCUUUGUACAUAUACAGUAUUUUUCAGUGAAACUUCUUGCUGAAGACCUACACUGACUUUCUGUAGAUAGCAGUCCUCCUGUUAAGUACAAGUGUCUUACCUGUACAGAUGUAAAAGUUACUGAGGAUGCAAAAUUCAAAUCGGGGUACUAUUUUAAGGACUUCUCAUGUGUUUAUUAUAAAGUGGGAUGCUAGGAACAAAUAUAGUACAUUUAACAACACUAUUGUAUUUUAUUAUAUGUAAUUUACUAAUACAAAUAAAUCUUAACUUUUAGAAAUUG